Messenger RNA from Paralichthys olivaceus (Japanese flounder), 884 nucleotides. Lineage: Eukaryota; Metazoa; Chordata; Actinopteri; Pleuronectiformes; Paralichthyidae. The record is from RefSeq and is a predicted model, not a curated record.
ACCAACGACUGGUUAAUAUGAACUUGUUGCCAAGUGGAAUAUGUUUUUAUCUUUCUGUGGCAAUCUGCUGGCUGACGGCCGAGGUCGAUGCGUCCUGGUGGUACAUGGGCACCCUGGGCUCCCAGGUCAUGUGUGACAACAUCCCUGGCCUGGUGAACAAGCAGCGCCAGCUGUGCCGCCAACACCCCAGAGUGAUGCAGGUCAUCGGGGCUGGGAUGAAGGACUGGAUCUCAGAGUGCCAGCAUCAGUUCCGCAGCCACCGCUGGAACUGCAACACCACGGCGAGGGACCACAACCUGUUCGGACGCCUGCUGCUGCGCAGCAGCCGCGAGGUAGCCUUCAUGUACGCCAUCUCCUCGGCUGGUGUGGUUUACACGUUGGCGCGGGCCUGCAGCCAGGGCGAGCUGGACUCCUGCUCCUGCGAUCCCACUAAGAAGGGCUCCUCGCGGGAUGCCAAGGGCUCCUUCGACUGGGGCGGCUGCAGUGACCACGUGGAUCACGCCAUGCGCUUCAGCCAGGCCUUCGUGGACGCCAAGGAGAGGAAGGAGAGGGAUGCCCGGGCACUCAUGAACCUGCACAACAACCGAGCCGGCAGGAAGAAUGAGGCUGUGAUGCUCAGCACAGAGAGUGCUGUGGAAAGGUCGAUGGGGACAGGAGGGCGGAUCUGCAACCGGACGUCCCGAGGAGUGGACGGCUGCGAGGUGAUGUGCUGCGGCCGGGGUUACGACACGUCCCGGGUCAGCCAGACCACCAAGUGCGAGUGCAAGUUCCACUGGUGCUGUGCCGUGCACUGCCGAGACUGCCACCAGCAGGUCGACGUCCACACCUGCAAAGGCCAGACGUGACCUCGUCGCCCCCAUCACUGAACACUACUGCCCUGCUCA